Molecule: messenger RNA, 1388 nt
Organism: Dreissena polymorpha
Lineage: Eukaryota; Metazoa; Mollusca; Bivalvia; Myida; Dreissenidae
Product: glucose-6-phosphatase 3-like
Exons: 8
Coding region: 161-1240 (359 amino acids)
Biological process (GO): glucose 6-phosphate metabolic process; gluconeogenesis
Cellular component (GO): membrane
Molecular function (GO): glucose-6-phosphatase activity
Source: RefSeq, a predicted model, not a curated record
CACAUUGUGACAUCAACGACAGGCGACGUGUCUGUUAUAAGCGUGGUCCCUGCAAACUUUUGAGGUUUUAUUUUAAAAUAUCAUGGUAUAAAGUAUUGGUACAAAUACAAUAUCUCAUAAGUUUUCCACGUUAAUUCUGAAUGACUUAGGCAAAAAUCAAAUGGACCUGCUACAUGAACAAGGUGUUGUGGUCAUCCAGUUCCUGCAGAGGCAGUUUGAGGACUAUGCUGGAUUGAUGCAGACGAUUUCUCAUUUGGGUGAUCCAAGAAAUGCUUUCUUGAUUUACUUCCCAUUGGCCUUCUGUCUCCACAAACCUACAGGUGUUCAGGUUCUUUGGCUCGCCAGUUUGUCAGAAUGGAUCAACGCUUUACUCAAAUGGGUACUUCACGGUGAGCGUCCCUACUGGUGGGUCAGGGAGGCUGGUCGUUAUGGAGACAAUGAGACCAUCUUGCAGCAGUUUUCAGUCACCUGUGAGACUGGGCCUGGGAGCCCCUCAGGACAUGCCAUGGUUACUGCAUCUGUGUUGUUCUGCAUGGUGACGGCUCUACUGAACGCUUGGAAUCCAAGAAAGAUGUUCAAAUUGUUAAUGUGGACUUUGUUUGCUGUGUUUAUGCUGACUGUCAACAUUUCCCGCCUGUUUAUCGCCACCCACUUCCCCCAACAGGUGGUCCUUGGAACAGCUCUAGGAAUACUGUUGACAGUGUCCCUGGCGAGGUUCCAGUUGGCAACCGUGAACUACCCAGUGUGCUUUUCAUCAUCAUUUGUAAUUCUGACCUCUUGCGUCACAUUGUUCUAUAUGUUCCGCUGGAUUGGUCUUGACCCGCAAUGGUCCAUUGCUAUGGCCACCAAACAUUGUGAGCGCAGUGACUGGAUACAUCUAGACACCACACCAUUCAAUGCAGUGUUUCGUGAUGCAGGGGCUAUAAUAGGGCUUGGUGUCUAUCAAUUUGUUGCCACAAAAAGCAAGUCUUCGAAAUUACAUCUUGCGGUGCAUAACCCUCUACCAUUCAUCAUCCGGCUGUGGCACAUUGUUUGCGGCAUAUUUCUGUGCCAUUUAAGUGAAAAUGUAAAACCCGGCCAGAAUAGUGAGGUGUUUUUCUACCUGUGCACGUGUAUGAAGUUUGGAUUGCUGGUGUUUGUUGUAAUGCUUGUCACUACAGUGUUUUCACCCGAGAAACUAAAUACCAAAAGUAGCGCAGACGAUAGACAUGCGUAUGUAGGGAAUGACAAAAUUGAAUAAAUGGAAAAUUAGUAUUAUUGCAGGUAAUAAAUACAUUAUGAAGUUUUCUGUUUUGUAAGGUACACGUUUACCUUAGAGACAAACUGUCUGCAUAAUGUAUGUAUGGACUUCAUAGAUAAUGGUGAAUAAAGAAACAACUAAAACAUUA